This is a messenger RNA of Colossoma macropomum (tambaqui), 981 nucleotides long. RefSeq names its product G-protein coupled receptor 183-like. The record is from RefSeq and is a predicted model, not a curated record. Gene Ontology annotation, biological process: phospholipase C-activating G protein-coupled receptor signaling pathway; positive regulation of Rho protein signal transduction. The transcript has a single exon. Gene Ontology annotation, molecular function: G protein-coupled receptor activity. Gene Ontology annotation, cellular component: membrane. Bases 1 to 981 code for a protein of 326 amino acids. Lineage: Eukaryota; Metazoa; Chordata; Actinopteri; Characiformes; Serrasalmidae.
AUGGGACAAAACACACUAAGUGACAACAACCAAACAAUCACCAUAUCUGGAUUACAGGACUCCUUCCAAACCAACUUUUCAUGGUCCUUUCAUAACUGGUCCUCUUUAGCUGAUGUUAUUAGUGAAUGUAACAAAAACGGAACUCCUCCUGCACGUUUACCCAUCCAGAUCCUUAUCCUAGUACUUGCCCUUCCGGUAAACAUAGCCUUGGUCUGGCUGCUGCUGAAGAACAAAAGGGCACUUUCGCCUUCUGAGGUUUUAGGUCUCAACCUUGCUGUUCUCAGUAUCCUCUAUUGCCUCAGCCUGCCAUUAGAUAUUUAUAUUUCAACCAGGCAGCGCUCUGGACUACUUCUCCGAAUCUCGCACACCUUCACCAUCCUCAGUUACUUCGGCUGCCCCCUCCUGUUGACCAGUAUGUGUGUGGAACGCUAUGUAGCUGUGUCACACCCCGUGGUCUUCAUGAAGCUGGGGAAAUGGGAGUAUCGUGCCGCAUGUUCUGCCUUCAUCUGGCUGCUCACCUUCAUCAUGGCAGGGGCCACCUACAUCUACACCCUCUCCAUCGUUGCUAUACCCCUGUCACUAAUCAUGAACAUUCUCUUUCUCCUCAUGCUGGCUUGUCUGCUGGGCAUCGUGUGGGUGCUCUGCAAAAAGGGCCCAGGUGCAAGCACGCCUGGGGAACAACGUGAUUCAUCUAUAAAGAAGAGAGCCCUAAAAAACAUUCUAGCUGUAAUAGUGCCCUCCACUUUAACAUACCUGCCAAUACUGGCCAUGGCCCCUUUUCUCCUGUUGCUCCAGGCAAUUGGGGACACAGGUUUGAACAUGUUACUCUGCAAUGGUUUGCAGAUGUUCAGUGUUAUCCCCAAUUUCGGGGUCUGCAUUGGACCUGUGUUCUAUGUGUCCCGGGCCAGGCAAGUGCUCUGCUGCUAUAAAAAUGAGACCAGAAACUCGAGAGAGACCAAAACAGAGAAUGAGACAAACUAA